CCCUCUUCGGCCUCGUCCUUGCCUGCCUAUCUACUCAAAAUGGCGACUGCCUUUGGAGGUAAGAUUCCGCACAAGCAAGAAAUGCCACCGCGAGGUGGUUACCCUGGCAUUGAAUUUGCCAGGAACCUGCCAAAAAGAGGAGUUUCUGGCCUUGCAAUGUUUGUUGGUUGUGGUUUGGUGAUGUCUUAUGGCUUCUAUCGAGUUAUCAUGACAAAUCGAAAACUAAGGCAGUUGGAAAUAGAAAGAUUGGAAGGACGAAUAGCCCUGCUUCCCCUUCUGCAAGCAGAACAAGAUAGAUCAAUUUUGAAACAAUUAAAAGAGAAUUAUGAAGAAGAGGCACUCAUCAUGAAAGAUGUAUCAGGUUGGAAAGUUGGAGAGAGUGUAUACCAUACAAAUAGAUGGGUGCCACCAACAACAGCUGAGUUGAAAAAGCCUUAGGACUGUUCAAAUUUUAUUUUGGUUGUUUGUCUUGUGUUGUUUGUUGAUAUGUAUGCAUCAAAGGUUGAUUCUUUUGCUUUGUAUGAGUUA
Molecule: messenger RNA, 528 nt
Organism: Rhopilema esculentum
Lineage: Eukaryota; Metazoa; Cnidaria; Scyphozoa; Rhizostomeae; Rhizostomatidae
Product: NADH dehydrogenase [ubiquinone] 1 alpha subcomplex subunit 13
Cellular component (GO): respiratory chain complex I
Source: RefSeq, a predicted model, not a curated record